Molecule: messenger RNA, 1389 nt
Organism: Rhipicephalus sanguineus (brown dog tick)
Lineage: Eukaryota; Metazoa; Arthropoda; Arachnida; Ixodida; Ixodidae
Product: cytochrome P450 3A19-like
Exons: 10
Coding region: 1-1170 (389 amino acids)
Molecular function (GO): monooxygenase activity; oxidoreductase activity, acting on paired donors, with incorporation or reduction of molecular oxygen; iron ion binding
Source: RefSeq, a predicted model, not a curated record
AUGGGAAUUGCACAACGAGCGGGUCAGCGCAUCGGCAGCGACGUGUGGCGCAAGUCCAUUCUGAACCUUUCGGGUGACGAGUGGAGAAAAGCUCGAGGGAUCUUUACGCCCGCCCUCACAGCAACGCAGCUGAAAACGGCACGAAAAUUUUACACAUUGCUGUUCGAUCACACGUCGCUGGACACUACGGCUGCUCUAAACUACAGCGUCGACUUGGACAGCGAAAUUGACAAGGAUCAUCCGCUGAUGAGUUGCCUCGAAGCCAUAUUUGGCAACAUGGCUGGAUGGAAGCUGCUGAUGUUAUUUCUUAUGCCUAGUGUAUACAAGGCUCUACAGCCCGACUACCCACCGAAAGCAAGUACCGAUGUCUUCAAAGCUUUUGUGGCCCACAUGAUUGAGGAGAGGAGGUCAAGAAACAAGAAAGAAGAAGACUUUCUUCAGCUGUUUAUGGACGCGGACUACGACUGGGACGACGCAGCCGCCGGCACAGACAUCAAUGCUGAGAAGAAAAAGAUGACGUUAGACGAGAUAACAGCCCAGGGGAUUGUGUUCUUCAUCGCUGGAGUAGAGAGCGUCUCCAUGUCGACGACAUUCACUGCCUAUUUCCUGGCUCUUCAUCCCAAAUUCCAGGAGAGAGUCGUCUCUGAAAUCGACAAGGCAAUCUCAGAGGGGGGACUGACUUACGACAGUCUGCAAGAGAUGCAUUACCUUGAGGCUUCUAUCAAGGAGGCGAUGCGGCUCACCUCCCCGGAUCCUGUAAUAAUGCGCCUGUGCACGGAGGAGACGACAGUGGCGGGAAUCCGUUUCACACCUGGCAUGAACGUGGACAUUCCUUUGGCAGGCAUCCACCUUGAUCCAGAGUACUUUCCUGAGCCAGAGAAGUUCAGUCCAGAAAGGUUUCUGCCUGAGAACAAGGACUCUAUUAGGCCCUUCACAUUCAUGCCGUUCGGUGCUGGACCACGCAACUGUGCUGGCUCGCGCCUCGCCCUGCUUCAGGCCAAGACUUACCUGGCUUGCCUUUUGAGCCGCUUUAGACUUGAAGUGUGUUCGGAAACAAUGAUCCCAUUGAGGUACAAGCCUCGUCGUCUUUUUCCUUUUCCGGACGGUCCAGUGGUCCUUCGAGCAGUCGCACGCCAACCCGUCGCAAACGGAGCUACUACCACACCCUGAACUUCUCUCAAGCAGCUAGGAAAAAUACAAAAACAAAUAAAAACACAAAGGCGACUUCUGCGACAUACUUCAAUCUCAUUACGCAUAAUAGAAAAAGAUGUAAACUCUGGCAAUCUUAUGAGACAAGAACAAUGCUCUUAUUUGUAUAUUGGAACAAAUUAACACUAGUUGAGAGGUAACUACCAUGAAUGGUAGUCUACCGCUAUCCCUCAAAAGGAA